AGCGCGCCUGCGCCAGGGCGGCGGAUUCGAACGGCGGCGGGCGGCGCUGAGCCCUGUCACGGCAGCACAAGGAGAAGGAGAACAGGGAGGAAAAGAGGAUGAGGCGCACGGCGCCCCGCAGCACUUUGCGGAAGAUUAUAAAGAAGCACAAGCCUCACUUACGCCUGGCGGCCAACACCGACUUGCUGGUACAUCUGAGCUUCUUGUUGUUUCUCCAUCGGUUAGCAGAAGAAGCCAGGACAAAUGCUUUUGAGAACAAAAGUAAAGUAAUUAAACCUGAGCAUACUAUAGCUGCAGCAAAGGUUAUUUUAAAGAAAAGCAGAGGCUAGAGGAGAAAAAAAAAAAAGCAGAGACUAGUAAACAGCAAUGGAAUUUCCAA
Phasianus colchicus (ring-necked pheasant) is the source of this 379-nucleotide messenger RNA. It is a transcript of the gene CENPW, whose product is annotated as centromere protein W. The record is from RefSeq and is a predicted model, not a curated record. Lineage: Eukaryota; Metazoa; Chordata; Aves; Galliformes; Phasianidae. Gene Ontology annotation, biological process: chromosome segregation; kinetochore assembly; mitotic cell cycle. Gene Ontology annotation, molecular function: DNA binding; protein heterodimerization activity. Gene Ontology annotation, cellular component: nucleoplasm; kinetochore.